Vitis vinifera (wine grape) is the source of this 1617-nucleotide messenger RNA. RefSeq names its product F-box/kelch-repeat protein At3g23880. Lineage: Eukaryota; Viridiplantae; Streptophyta; Magnoliopsida; Vitales; Vitaceae. Bases 71 to 1264 code for a protein of 397 amino acids. The record is from RefSeq and is a predicted model, not a curated record. The transcript is spliced from 2 exons. Gene Ontology annotation, molecular function: protein binding.
AUACCCUCACCCUCACCUCUCUUCUCUUUCCCUUCCCAAACCCACCUCCACACAACGUUGCAGACAUCCAAUGGAGUCCCGGGAUCGCCCUUCCUCUUCUCGCCGGCCCUCUAAAAGGGUCCGCAUUACUGCAACCCUGCCCCAUAUUCCAGACGAAAUCAUUCUGGAGAUUCUGUGUCUUCUUCCUGUGAAGUCCCUGAUGCGGUUCAAAUGCGUUUCCAAAUCAUGGCGUGAGAUGAUCUCCGAUCCCGAUUUCGAGAAGAAGCAACUCGCAGUUGCGGCACGAGACUCUGGUGAGGUCUAUAACUCGAGGCUUAUUAUGCAUUAUCCUUCUAUGAAGCUUAAAUCUUGCCCUUUAUCUUGCCUGUUCUAUGAGCCUGUUGGGCAUUCUGUGAAUCAUGAGUAUCCGGGUAGCGAAUUGGGUGCUAUGAAUGAGAUCAUUGGUAGCUAUAAUGGGUUGGUUUGUUUUUGUAUUCGGGAUACAGAAAAUGAUAUAAUCUUUGUGUGGAAUCCAUCGACUAGGGAAUUUAGAAGAUUGCCUCCCAUUUCUUUUAUGCAGUGUUUUCAUUUGGUGGCGUAUGGAUUUGGGUAUGACAGCAUUGCCGAUGACUAUAAGGUUACGAGAGUGGGUUGCUACUGUAUUGGGCGCUAUUAUGAAUAUCAAGUCAGGGUUUUUUCAUUGAGAGGUAAUGUUUGGAGAAAAAUUGAGAAUUUUCCCUGCUAUCUUUUCACUGAUGAACCAGGGAUACAUGUGAAUGGUUCAAUCAAUUUCGGGGGAGUUGGGGACAGUGAAAAUUACUACUGGAGUGUAGUUGGACUUGAUUUAGCAAGUGAAUCUUAUCGGAUGGUGCCGCUGCCUGAUUGUGCAGAUCCAAAUGUGAAACCAAUGAUUAUGGCUUUAGGAGGACGGUUUUGCACUAUUUUUGAUAAUGACGAGGCUGUUGAUGUGUGGGUAAUGGAGCAAUAUGGGGUGAAGAAGUCCUGGAAUAAAUUGGUUACUGUACCUUAUUUCCCGGACCCAAUGACUGUUGAUUGUACAAAGCCAGUGUUCUUUUUGCGAGACGGAGCAAUUCUAAUGGAAUUCUAUGGGUUGUUAGUUUUGUACAAUAUCGAUAGAGAUGAAUCAACGAUUCCUACAAUCUAUGGGACUCGUCAUUGUCAUGAGGUAGAAGUCUACCUGGAGACCAUAGUUUCACCCAAUGCCUACUAUAGACUGCAAGCUGGCCAUCAAAAUGGAGGAAUAGGAAGACAAGGUAUAUCCUGAGCAUAAGGUAUGGAGCCCAGACUAGUUCCUUGCAAAAUUUGGAGGAUGUUGUCUUUAGGGAACUAGAAAUGCUCUUUAGUCUUGUAUGUGCUUAAACAUUAUAGUGCUUUAUAUAUGUGAACUUUAAGGCCAAAUACAUACCUGAGUAUGAAGUUUAAGGCCUUAUGUUAGUACUUGAUGUAGUAUAUUGUAGUUAGGAAAGCAUAAAUGCUUGUUUGUGACCUACAUGCAUGCAAAGUUUGAGUAAUUUAUACAGGGCUCUGAAGUUUAAUACUUUAUGCCAACCUAAGUAUGAACUUUAAUUUAAGUGCAUACUUCUAAUAUUAGUUUUUUGUCAACCUGCCACCUGUUAU